ACAGUAAUAACAGCUUUCUUCUCCACAUUAUAACUAACUCACUUUCUCUCUCUACACCACUCUCUCUCUCUCUCUCUCUCUUCUGUAUCAAAAUGCAGAGAAGAUUACGGCAAGUAUGCACGGCCGUGAAAGAACACAGCGUAGUCAAUUACGCCAAGAUAGCCACCAUUGGAGGCUUCUCCAACGUAGACAAUCUCAUAGUAAGAGCCACACACCCAAACGAUAUGCCCUUACAAGAAAAACACGUUCACCAACUUCUCAAACUCUUCUCCAUCUCCGGCCAUUCCUCCAUUAGAGCUUUCUCUCUCAGCUUCACCCGUCGAUUUGGCCGUACCCAUUGCUGGAGAGUGGCUUUAAAAUGUCUCAUCCUUCUCCACCGUCUCCUCCGCUCUGUUCCUCACAACAGUCCCUUUCGAUCUGAACUGUUGUGGAUCCGAACCAACGGUUUAAUCUCAUUAUACCCAUGUCGGUUUUCGGAUGAUUCUUCGAUUUCUUCGCCGGAUUAUUAUACCCUUUUUGUUAGAUCUUAUGCCCAUUUGAUUGAUGAAGCUUUGAAUUGCUCUGAUUUUGAAUUGGAAGAAGAUAAAAAACAGAGCUUUAUUGACGAAGAAGAAGAAGAAAUGGGGUUAGCUGAGAAAAUGAAGGAAAUGGGUAGAAAGCUUGAGAUUCUUCCUCAAUUACAGAGCUUAAUCGAUCGAGUAAUGGAGUGUCGUCCGAAUGGUUCGGCGGCGAGAAGCUUCGUUGUUAAAUCGGCGAUGAAGUAUAUAAUCAGAGACAGUUUCUUUUGUUACGAUACUUUUAGAAAAGAAAUCGUUGUGGUUUUGGAUAAUAUGUUUCGAAUGCCGUAUUCGAGUUGUACGGAAGCUUUUGGGAUUUACAAGAAAGCUUCUCAACAGUUUGAGGAGCUCGGUGAAUUUUACGAGAGGUGUAAGGAGUUAGGGUUUUGUGGAUAUUAUGAGUACCCUUUGAUUGAGAGAAUACCAUUUUUGCAGAUUCAAGCUUUGGAGAGUUUUCUCAACGGAAUGUGGCAGUUUACCGAUGAUUCUUCGUCUUAUGGGUCGUCGCCGUUGCCGGAGACGGAGGUCGUUUCGUCUGAGAAAGAUGAGAAUGAGAAUGAGAGUGGAAAAGGUGGUGAUGUGAAGAGAAUUAUUGUGGAUGAUUUUGAACCGUUGAUUAAGUUUGAUGAUGAUGAUGAUGUUGUUGUUGAUGAUGGACACGUGUGUUGGGAGAAGUUAUUGGAGGAAUCGGUUGUUUUGUCAUCAAAUAAUGCUAAUCAAAAACUUUUAUUAUUAGAUGAUAAUAAUAAUAAUAAUAAUUAUAUGAUGAUGAUGAUGAAUAAUAAUAUUCAAGUGUAUAAUCCAAGAAGAGGUAAUCCUUUUGAUCAACAACAUCUCAUCAUGCAAGAUCAACAAUGGGGUUUCAAUUUCUCUUCUUCUUUUAAUAACUUUUCUUCAACUUCAAAAUAAUUGAUGAUAAUAAAAGAAAGUGUAUGGUUUUGUGAUAAAAGGAAAUAAAAGAGUGAAAUUAAGUUUGAGAAAUGUUGCUACAAUUCAUUGUUGUAAAGAUUCUUUCUAUUUGUUUUGUGAUUCUUAUUUUGAUGAUGGUAAUAGUAAUGUAAUAAAAUAAGAAUU
This is a messenger RNA of Cannabis sativa, 1631 nucleotides long. Its product is annotated as putative clathrin assembly protein At2g25430. Gene Ontology annotation, cellular component: clathrin-coated pit; clathrin-coated vesicle. The coding region runs from base 93 to 1466 and encodes 457 amino acids. Lineage: Eukaryota; Viridiplantae; Streptophyta; Magnoliopsida; Rosales; Cannabaceae. The transcript has a single exon. Gene Ontology annotation, molecular function: SNARE binding; 1-phosphatidylinositol binding; clathrin heavy chain binding. Gene Ontology annotation, biological process: clathrin-dependent endocytosis; clathrin coat assembly; vesicle budding from membrane. The record is from RefSeq and is a predicted model, not a curated record.